CCCACUAUCGGAAGCAGCACUGAACAGCACAGUGGAAAGAGACAUACUUUGAAUAUUACAGUACAGAAGGAACUACCUCAGUGCAAUUAAGAUUCAAAAAUCUAAAAAAGGGGACCUACUGCUUUGUCUUCUCAUUAGCAAUGGCUUGGACCAACUACCAAAUAUUCCUAGCUGUUCUUAUGCUCAUCACAGGCUCAAUAAACACACUCUCAGCCAAGUGGGCUGAUAACUUUACUGCAGGAGGCUGCCAUGACUCUGCUGCACAUGCCUUUUCACAUCCAUUUCUCCAGGCAGUUGGCAUGUUCCUUGGUGAACUAAGUUGCAUUUUUGUAUUCUAUAUUGUAUUAAUACAAGACAGAAGGCAUCCAGAACCACAAAUGAACACCAAUCAAAGAUUCAAUCCAUUCCUGUUUCUUCCGCCAGCAAUGUGUGACAUGAUAGGAACCUCCAUUAUGUACGUUGCAUUGAAUCUGACCAGUGCAUCAAGCUUCCAGAUGUUGCGAGGGGCAGUAAUCAUAUUUACUGGUCUGCUGUCUGUGGCUUUUCUGGGGAGGAAGCUGACUCCGAGUCAAUGGACUGGAAUUGUCAUCACAAUAGUUGGACUUAUAGUUGUAGGACUGGCAGACCUACUGCAAGGGCACAAAGGUGAAACGCACAAGACAAGUGAAAUCAUAACAGGGGACCUGCUAAUUAUCAUUGCUCAGAUCAUUGUCGCAAUUCAGAUGGUGCUGGAAGAGAAGUUUGUUUACAAACAUGAUGUACAUCCACUUCGAGCUGUUGGAACAGAGGGAUUUUUUGGAUUUGUAGUUCUCACUUUGCUGCUUAUUCCAAUGUAUUACAUACCUGUUGGUAGUUUCAGUGGUAAUCCAAGGCAAGUCCUAGAAGAUGCUCUGGAUGCUUUUUGCCAAAUGGGAAAGAAACCUCUUAUCAUUGUAGCAAUACUGGGUAACAUCUUUAGUAUUGCAUUCUUCAACUUUGCAGGCAUUAGCGUCACUAAAGAAAUCAGUGCUACAACACGCAUGGUGUUGGACAGCUUGCGUACCAUCAUUAUCUGGGUAGUAAGUCUGGCUGUAGGCUGGGAAGUAUUCCAUGGACUUCAAAUUUUGGGAUUUAUCAUCCUGCUGUUUGGUGCAUCCUUAUACAAUGGGCUGCACAAACCACUGAUGGCUCGUAUUCCAUGGUGUAGGAGGUUCCUGAAUGAAACUGAUGACAGUGAUCGUCUUUUGCCAGAAGAUUCAGCUGUCAAUGAGUCCAGUUAACAAUGGAUGGCUAUUGCACAAUCAUGUUAUGUAACAUCUGUUUUAUUUUACAUUAUGUGUAAUCUUUACUUAAGGGUAGGUUAGCUUUUCAACCUUAAAAAAAAAAGAGAGAUGCCACUUCAUCCCUGGAUCAUUACUGACUGAUGAAUAUUAAUACACUGUUAUCGAAGCUCAGUAUGUCCUUAUUUGCAGUUUAGUAUGUAUGUUUAUCUUUAAAAAUACUAUACAGAAUUUUUAAAAUAUUGCUACUUCAAAGGGAACGAUAGCAUAUUUUUACAGGGAAAAAAUUUUAACUGUUCCAUUUGUGAACAUUGAUUAUAUUGAAGUGUGUG
Protopterus annectens (West African lungfish) is the source of this 1591-nucleotide messenger RNA. RefSeq names its product solute carrier family 35 member F6 (gene SLC35F6). Gene Ontology annotation, cellular component: membrane; intracellular membrane-bounded organelle. The transcript is spliced from 6 exons. Gene Ontology annotation, biological process: transmembrane transport. The record is from RefSeq and is a predicted model, not a curated record. NCBI's taxonomy places the organism in Eukaryota, Metazoa, Chordata, Ceratodontiformes, Protopteridae. Bases 141 to 1259 code for a protein of 372 amino acids. Gene Ontology annotation, molecular function: transmembrane transporter activity.